AUGAAUAACUUUACAAAUAGCGUCUACUGUUCUAACCAGGUUUCAUAAUAAAAUUCAUUUUGCUGUCCAUAAGCAUCUACUGGGAGGAAUAUUUCUUGCUAUUCAAUUCCUUAAUUAAACUAGUUCUGCUCUGAUCAGUAUUUACAGUAUCCAAAUUAUAAGUACCUCAAAUAUUAAUCGUGUGUAGACCCAAAACACAUUUGUGGAGAAAGAAAUAUCAAUAUAAGUGCCAGUUUAGCGUUAAAUGGACUCACAAGGGAAGUAAAGUUAGAACCAGAUACAAAGAAUUGCUUUUGGAUUUUGAGUUACCAAUCUGAUGAGAAUGAAGAAUAUAUAUUUGAUGAACUUAGGGAAUCAUCUCCAGUUAGAAUCAACAUUCUCAAUAUUAGUGGAGCAACUGUUUAUAUCUUUAAAGAAGAGGAGGAACUUUUGAGUGCUAUAAAAUAGAAUAUUACAGACAAUGAUGAUCCUUUGCUCGAUAUUGAAUGGCAAGAGUUCAGCAAAGGAGAAAAAUAUUAUGUCAUAGCAAUAAAAGACUCUAAUGCAAAGCAUGGAGAUUUUGCUGUUUCAUUUUCUAUUGAACUAGUAGAAUUAGAAGAGUUCAAGUGGGUUGUGAGAGAAGAUGAAGCAUAUCUAUAUAUUGCAACUUUCAUCCUUAUAGGACUCUCAAUAUUUGCUAUGAUUGUCUCUGCACGCUCUAGAAGAAUAAGGCUCAGAAAAGCGAGUACAAUUCUCUAGACUAAAAAGGUCAAAAUCCCUAAGAAAAGACAGAGGAAGAGAAAAUCAAAUUUCUUUAAUCCAUUUCUUAAUAUUAAUGGAAUGAAUCCCAAUAAUUAAGACCCGUAGCCCAAUAAUAUCAAACUUGAUGAAAAUACUUUUAACUAAAGUGAACUCAAAGAGUUAUUAGCUAAGGGCGAUAAGUCAAUAUUUAUGGGAGAUUAAUCAAUGAGGGCUCAUGUCUCAUUGAUUUAAAAAAUAGAGGAUAGCUUUUUCUCAUCAGAAAGUCAAAGUGACUAUUCAGAGGAUGCUCAGGAGGAUAAUAAUGAUAAGGAACUAAAUAAUACUAGACUAAUUUAAGGUAAUGAGAAUCUCACAAAAAAAUAGAUCAAGAGGAAUGAUUCUGGACAAAAUUCUGGUAUAGGCUAGUAAUCUGGAAGGUAAUAAGUGAGGAGGAUGCAGUCAAAUAAGUUCAAAUAAAACAAUAAUAAUUAAUAGAGGAAUUACUUAGAUAAUACAGCAGAUCUUACAGCAAAUGAUAUAUAGUGGAAUGAAUCAUCUCAUGGGUUGAGUAAUGAUCCAAUGAGUUAAUCUUAAGGGUCACCUCCAUACAAAAAAGGAUAAUUAAUUGAUGUAGAUAGUUCACUUAAAUUAAAAAAGCAUCAAAAUAUGACUUACAAAGACCUUUAUCGAUCUCAAAGAAAUCAACUAGUUCAAGCUUAGAGCGAGAGACGAAAACAUAAUCAUAUAUAAUAAAAUAAUCAUCGAGGAAGUCUUCCAAACUAAUUAAUAGGUAAAGGAGGAGGAUCGAUUUUCAAACAAAAAGCUCCUUCUAGAGAUAGAAACAGCAAUCAUAGUCUGAGUAAUCUUUCAUACAAGACAUAGGGCAAUAGAAACUAUAAUCCCAAUCAUUCUGUUAUGAUUAAAAAGAAAAAACCCACUCCUCUCAACUUCGUUAAUAACAAUAUAAGUAACAAUGGUGAAAGAAAUGUACAAACUUCUAGAUCAAGAAGAAAAUCACCAAAGAGAAGGGCACCUAAAUCUUUAAAAGAGAGAUCAUCAGAAAUAGACGACAAAUCAUUCACUAGAAAUUUAGCACCUAAUACGCCCUAAAACCAUACUCAAGGAAUAUCACCUGUUAGUGCAUAUAAUGAGAAAUCUAAUAAACGAAUGAUGUUUACUGAUAGUUAAGGAAGGUCAAAGUCUUAAUAGAUAAGAGCUGAAAGUGAGGGCAAUCAAAAGUAAAUUAGUGAAGAGAUGUAAAUAGAGGAAUUUAAAGACUCAUAAUAUGGAAUUGCUGAGAGUUCCAAAAAUGGAAGGAAUCAUUUGCACCCAUCUACUGGCAAUCUAUCAUCAUAAGCAAAAACUUAAUAAAAAACAGUGCAAAAAAGAGUUACUGGUGCCAACAGCAAUCAAGGAACUCCCUCUCGUUAAAAAGAUGAACUUAUCGAUAUAGACUUAUAACAAUAAAGGAAACAUUUCCAUGGUAAGAGAUAAUCUGAUACUAUUUCUAAUAAUUUGAGUCCUCAUCCAAACUCGAGAAGACUAAGAUGA
Messenger RNA from Stylonychia lemnae, 2271 nucleotides. Lineage: Eukaryota; Ciliophora; Spirotrichea; Sporadotrichida; Oxytrichidae. The record is from the annotation of a GenBank genome assembly.